AUUUCGUUUUUGUUUUCUUCUUCUGCUCUGUAUUUACAGUUUUUAUUUUUGAAGCAUUUAAUAUUUUAAUUUGCAUUUAAAAAUUAAUAUUUCUCUAUAAAUUUUAAUGAAUUUAUUUAAAAGAAUUGGAAAUAUAAUUUGGAAAAUGGCACCGCGACGAAAACCUAUUGAUUUACCCGAAAAACUUAUCCAGCAAGAGAAAACAAAAGUUGCUCCAAUUCGUGACAUUGAGGAUUUAACUAAAAGCGAAACAACCAAAUCACCUUAUUUUUCUCCUAUCAAAACCAGAAAUCAAAGAGACGUAAUAACCAAAGCGGCAGUCACCGAAUCAGCAACAAGUAAGCUGGAGCCGACAGCAUCACUUGCGAGUCAAGUGCCACCUAUUUCAACGGCGGUGCCGCCGCCAGUUCAGGUUAAGGAUGUUGCUGAAGAAAAACUCCCCAAGAAGGAAAAGCAAACAGCCAAAGAGUCAAAAAGAACAAAAGAAAUUAAAGAGAUUUUUGAAGGACUAAAAAAUCUCCCAGAAAACGAUGGUCCCAUAGAAAUUUUAAAACCUUCGGAUGCCGUACCCUUAGUUCAACCCAAAAUUGUUGCUAAAUCCAAAAAAAUCCCUAAAAUUAAACGAGUUCCCAAAGAAAAAGUAUCACCCAAAGUUUUUAAAAGCAAAUCACUUCCAGAAGAAGAAAACGCUCAAACCUCAAGCUCGCAGGAAGCUCUUAAAAAAGAAGAACCCUUACCAUCGCCUGUUAAAGUAACCAAAAGAAAAUCAAAGGAUACCCCAAAGUCACCAGAAAUCAAACAAGAUAAAUGGGAGCCAAAUAAUUGGACACAAAUCCUGGAGAACAUCAGACACAUGCGUGCGAAUGUUCCCGCUCCGGUCGACACAAUGGGAUGUGAUAGGUAUUCAGAUGAAAAUGCUGAUGAAAAGACCAAGAGGUUCCACGUGCUUUUGGCAUUAAUGCUUUCGAGUCAAACCAAAGAUGAGGUCACACAUGAGGCUAUGAGGCGUUUAAGGACUGAAAGCAAUUGCACGCCUCGAGUGAUUGCCGACAUGGAGACUCAGAAGCUUGAACAACUUCUUUACCCAGUGUCAUUCUAUAAAAACAAAGCAAAGUACCUCAAAAACACAUCACAGAUUCUCAUCGAUCAAUACGAUUCCGACAUCCCCAACGAUAUCAAAGGACUCAUUAAAUUACCAGGAGUUGGACCAAAAAUGGCACAUAUUUGUAUGAAUGCAGCAUGGGACAUAGUCACAGGAAUUGGUGUUGAUGUGCAUGUUCAUCGAAUUUCCAAUCGUCUUGGUUGGGUGCGUCAGGAAACUAAACAACCCGAACAAACACGCAAAGAACUAGAAUCUUGGUUGCCAUCGGAGCAUUGGAAAGAAGUCAAUCAUUUAUUAGUUGGAUUUGGUCAAACUAUUUGCACGCCAACAAAGCCCAAAUGUGGGGAAUGUUUAAAUAAAGCCAUUUGUCCGGCAGCUUUUGCUGUAAAGCCUAAAAAAGUCAAAGCAGAAAAAGUUGUUUUGUAAUAAAGAGUUGUUUCUUUCUUUUUUUUUGCUGUUAUGUAUUUUUAUUUUUAGAGAAAAGUAUUUUGUUUUUACUUUUGUGUAAAAAUCAUCUCACAAUAAUUGCCAUCAAUAAAAAAUCUCAUUUUUUGGAAAAAAAA
This is a messenger RNA of Eupeodes corollae, 1665 nucleotides long. It is a transcript of the gene Nthl1, whose product is annotated as endonuclease III-like protein 1. Gene Ontology annotation, molecular function: oxidized pyrimidine nucleobase lesion DNA N-glycosylase activity; 4 iron, 4 sulfur cluster binding; DNA binding. Gene Ontology annotation, cellular component: nucleus. The record is from RefSeq and is a predicted model, not a curated record. Lineage: Eukaryota; Metazoa; Arthropoda; Insecta; Diptera; Syrphidae. Gene Ontology annotation, biological process: base-excision repair, AP site formation; base-excision repair; nucleotide-excision repair. The transcript has 5 exons. Bases 107 to 1528 code for a protein of 473 amino acids.